AUGUCAGCCGCAGAAUACUACAAAGGAUCGUCGGUGCCACAACAAAAGUAUGCAACCCCUGUGGGCCCUCCUCCAAAUUUCCAAAACGACAACAGAGGUGUUUUCAGCUCACACCAACAGCCUCCACAACAAGCCUACUACGGUCAACAGCAACAGCAGUACUACGCCAAUGCUCCUCCCAAUUACAAUCAACAGCAACAUUAUCAGCAACAACAACAGCCAGGCUAUUAUAAUCAGCAACAGCCGGUGUAUGUGCAGCAACAACGCCCUUCAAACAACAAUCAGGACUGCUUAACAGCGUGUUUAGCUGGUAUGUGUCUCUGCUGUACCUUGGAUCUACUAUUCUGA
This is a messenger RNA of Lachancea nothofagi CBS 11611, 348 nucleotides long. NCBI's taxonomy places the organism in Eukaryota, Fungi, Ascomycota, Saccharomycetes, Saccharomycetales, Saccharomycetaceae. The record is from the annotation of a GenBank genome assembly.